CCACAGCCUCCCUGCGGUGUCCUCCCUUGUUUUAUUUAACGAGUCCUGAUUAUAGUGGCAUUAUACCAUAAUUAACCGGGGCACGAACAAUGUCGACGAUCAAUUCUAUCCUCUCAGACCCGCACUAUCAUGAUAUUUUUGCCGUCCUAAAGGGAAUUCGCAAUGCUGUUGUCUACGGUGUCAAAAUUCGUUUUCCACAUGCGCUUAUAAUGUCUAUCUUAUUCGGCAAGGGAGAUUGGUCUUCGCGUAUACGUAUGAUCCUUCGUAUGACGAGGGACCAUGCAGUGGGACUCGCGAAGUUCGUGACGUUGUUUAAGAUCAUGAUGAUUGCGCAGAGGAGGAUACGUGGCGGGAAGAGCCAAUCGUCCGACACGUUCUUUGCUGGUCUUGUUGGAGGGUAUAUUGUGUUUGGUGACCGUACGCCGAUUAACGAGCAGAUUGUACUAUACGUCGUCUCUCGUGUCGUUGCCUCCUUCCUCUCGAGAGAACGACUAAAUGGGAACGCUACACCGGCCACUCCAGCUCCUCCGGGUUCUCCUGCUCGUCCCAUGCACCCAGAUGCACGACAAUUCUCGGUGUUUGCUGCGAUAGCUUGGGGUGCUGUCAUGUGGUUGUUUGAGAAUCGGAGUGAGACUAUCCAGCCGGGUAUGUGGAGUUCGAUGAAGUAUUUGUACAAGGACUCCGAGACCUGGGAUGGACUUCGGACGCUGCUGUGGCGCAAUAAGUAGCGGGUUGUUAGGCUACAGCAUGAUCCUCCCUAGAGAGCUAGACGAUUUUCUUGGAUGCUACGAUAUCCACCACUAAUACACGUGUUGUUUGAUACCG
This is a messenger RNA of Fomitiporia mediterranea MF3/22, 825 nucleotides long. RefSeq names its product peroxisomal membrane protein 4. Lineage: Eukaryota; Fungi; Basidiomycota; Agaricomycetes; Hymenochaetales; Hymenochaetaceae. The coding region runs from base 90 to 728 and encodes 212 amino acids. The record is from RefSeq and is a predicted model, not a curated record. Gene Ontology annotation, cellular component: peroxisomal membrane. The transcript has 4 exons.